UUGAAAACAAGUCAACAGAUGGAAGUUAUAAAUAUAACAGCUGGCGUAGGCUUUGGCCAUAAUUUAACUUUGCACGUUGUCGAUGACAGUGUCACGUGGUAUACAGCGAAGGAAGCAUGUCAGAGCGAGAUAUCCGGGAGUGAUUUUUCCAUGUGUGGAUACGAUUGUUCUGUAUACACAGCCCUGAAACUUGAUCGUUUGAAUUGGCUAACAGACAAACUUGUAUGGAUAGGUCGUAUAAAGGAAAGAGACGAUAAAGUAUAUAAAUCUGAUAAGUGUAAGGAAGACCUGUCACUGACGUCUAUUGUUAAUCAGAUAUCGGGGAUAGAGGGUCAGACGAAAUGUAUUGUACUUAACACAUCAUCCCCGACGUAUUCUUCUGGAGUGUAUGGAGUCGACGAUUGUGACAACAAACACCCUUACUUAUGUUAUCACAAAAAAUCAGGUAAAUUCUUAUUAUUACUUAUGUUAUCACGGAGAAACAGGUAUAUUCUUAUUCUUACAUAUGUUAUCAAAGAAAAAUAG
Mytilus trossulus (common blue mussel) is the source of this 525-nucleotide messenger RNA. RefSeq lists its product as uncharacterized. NCBI's taxonomy places the organism in Eukaryota, Metazoa, Mollusca, Bivalvia, Mytilida, Mytilidae. The coding region runs from base 19 to 525 and encodes 168 amino acids. The transcript has 3 exons. The record is from RefSeq and is a predicted model, not a curated record.